This is a messenger RNA of Quercus robur (English oak), 1401 nucleotides long. Its product is annotated as zinc finger BED domain-containing protein RICESLEEPER 1-like. The transcript is spliced from 3 exons. The coding region runs from base 1 to 1401 and encodes 466 amino acids. NCBI's taxonomy places the organism in Eukaryota, Viridiplantae, Streptophyta, Magnoliopsida, Fagales, Fagaceae. Gene Ontology annotation, molecular function: DNA binding. The record is from RefSeq and is a predicted model, not a curated record.
AUGGAAGACACAAACACAGACACAAACAAAUCUGGUUCUUCCUCGCCAAGUGGCUCUCCCUUGAGAACCGGACGUUGUCCCUUGCCAACUAUGCGGUCUCCUUCGCCAUUUUCACGAUCACCCUCGCCAUUGUCGCCUGGCAACUCACCCUCAGGAUCACUAUUAAACAACGAGAAUCCGAAAUCCCCGACGGUGGACUUAGUGGGAGAAGAGUUAGAGAUAGAGGAACAGGAAGGGACAGAGGCAGAGCAAGAGCCUACAAAUGAGGACUUGGAUACAAGUAAAAAUAUAAAGACUACCUCAGAUGUUUGGUUUGUUUAUGUUCCUUCUCCACACACAAAAGAUGUCCUUGUUGAUUGUUUUUUAGAGUGGAACAUUGAUAGGAAGUUGUCCACAAUAACUGUUGAUAAUUGUAGUACUAAUGAUGCCAUGAUAAGACUUCUCUUGAAUAAGUUUGAUACUAGUUCUCUUAUGUUAGGUGGGUCUAUGUUGCAUAUGAGGUGUGCUGCACAUAUUUUGAAUUUGAUUGUUCAAGAUGGGUUGUCUCUUAUUGGUGAUGGUAUUGAAAGGAUUCGUGAUAGUGUGAUUUAUUGGACUGGAUCACCAAAAAGAAGGCAGAAAUUUGAAGAAAAUGCACGUCAAUUGCUUGUUCAAUGCACCAAAGAGUUAGUCUUAGAUUGUAAAACUCGUUGGAAUUUAACUUACUUAAUGCUUUCUACUGCAUUGAUUUAUAAAGAUGUUUUCUCAUGUUUGGCUAAAUGUGAAAUAUCUUAUACUUGUUUACCAUAUGAUUAUGAUUGGGAGUUAGCCAAAGAUAUUUGUAGGAGGUUGGAGUUGUUUCAUAGUGCAACUGAGUUUUUCUCUGGUCGUAAGUACCCCAUAACUAAUAUGUAUUUUACUUUGGUGUGUGAGUUGAAAAUUGCAUUGAACGAAUGGAGUUUGUCUUCAAAUGAGAUGAUAAGUACGAUGGCAGAAAGCAUGCUUGCUAAAUUUAAUUUUUAUUGGGCUAAUGUUAGUGUUGUUAUGGUUAUUGCUGCUAUCUUAGAUCCAAGAUAUAAGAUGAAGUUAUUAGAGUUUUAUUAUCCUAACAUUUAUGGUGAUAAUUCUGAUUUGGAGAUUGAAAAAAUUAAGAAUCUUUGUUAUGAUUUGUUUGAUGAGUAUGGAGAUAUAGAUGAGUCCCCUGUAGAUAAUGAAGGAAGUUCUCAUAUUCUUGCAAGUAUUUCAAGCCCUGUGGCACAAAUGAAGUUUAGGUUGAGUGGGGCAAUGUCAUCUUUUGAUUUGUUUGUGAACAAUAGUUCAAGUAGUUCGAAGAAACAUGGGAAUGCUAGAAUGGAAUUUGAUCAUUUCAUUGAUGAGGGAGUGUUGAAGAGGAGUGAAGAUUUUGAUAUUUUGGGAUGGUGA